Protomyces lactucae-debilis is the source of this 1431-nucleotide messenger RNA. Its product is annotated as pyridoxal phosphate-dependent transferase. Bases 1 to 1431 code for a protein of 476 amino acids. Gene Ontology annotation, molecular function: L-alanine:2-oxoglutarate transaminase activity; pyridoxal phosphate binding. Gene Ontology annotation, biological process: biosynthetic process. The transcript has a single exon. The record is from RefSeq and is a predicted model, not a curated record. NCBI's taxonomy places the organism in Eukaryota, Fungi, Ascomycota, Taphrinomycetes, Taphrinales, Protomycetaceae.
AUGCUCGAUCGCAAGACUAUCAAUCCAAAUGUCCUCAAUGCGUCUUAUGCAGUGCGUGGCGAGCUGGCCAUCAAGGCAGAGUCGUUGCGUAACGAUCUCAAGGAGGGCAAGAAGUACCCCUUCGACAGCGUUAUCCACGCCAAUAUCGGCAACCCGCAGCAAUUAGACCAGAAGCCGCUGACCUUCUUCAGGCAGGUCGUUUCGCUGUGUGAAUAUCCUGCGCUCUUGGAUGAGAGCAAUAGCGAGGCCAUCUCCAAGCUUUAUGCGCCAGACGCUAUUGAACGCGCCAAGACGCUCCUCUCUGAGAUUGGCUCAGUUGGAGCGUAUUCACAAUCUACAGGCGUACCCUACAUCCGGCAACAUGUGGCCGACUACAUCACUCGUCGCGACGGAGACAAAGUCCCAAAAGCCUCUGUCGACGACAUCUUUCUGGUUGCAGGCGCUAGUGCUGGUGUCCAUCUCUUGAUGCAACUGAUGAUUGCCAGCAAUGAUGUCGGCAUUAUGAUCCCUAUUCCUCAAUAUCCUCUCUACACCGCCGCGCUGGCACUCUAUAACGGCACACCUGUGCCGUAUUACCUUGAUGAAGAGUCUGGCUGGUCAACGAACAUUGACAGCGUCAAGAGCGCAUACGAUGAUGCAAGGAAGAAUGGCAAGGAGCCUCGUGCUAUCGUCGUUAUCAACCCUGGUAAUCCCACGGGUGGCUCGCUAGAGGAGAAGGACAUCAAGGCUGUCCUUCAAUUUUGCAAAGAAAAGAAUAUCGUGUGCAUGGCCGAUGAAGUCUACCAGGCUAAUGUCUUCCCCGACUCACCGCCUUUUGUUUCAUUCCGCAAGGUGUUACUGAGCAACAAGGACUUGGAAGGCGUACAGCUUGCUUCCCUACACUCCACCAGCAAAGGCAUGGUUGGUGAGUGCGGUCAACGCGGUGGCUAUCUUGAGCUUCUCAAUUUUGGCAAAGAGGCACGCGAGGAGCUCUACAAGGUGCAAUCCAUCAAUUUAUGUGCUCCGCUGGUCGGUCAAAUUGUAGUGGACUGUAUGGUCAACCCGCCGAUCAAAGGAGAGCCAUCGUACGAGCAAUUCAAGAAGGAGGAGGAUGGCAUCUUCAGCACACUGCAAACACGCGCAAUGAAGCUCUACGAGACAUUCCAGAAGCUCGAAGGAUUCGAAUGUCAGCGGCCUCAAGGCGCAAUGUACCUCUUUCCCCAGUUGAAAUUGCCUCAAAAGGCAAUCGACGCUGCCAAGGAGAAGGGCAAGUCGCCAGAUGCGUUCUACUGCAUGGCCUUGCUCGAGCAAACAGGUAUCUGCGUCGUGCCCGGUUCUGGUUUUGGUCAAAAGGAAGGCACCGUUCACUUCCGCACCACCUUUUUGGCGCCGGGUGACUUUGGUGAGCGCAUGGAGAAGUUUCACCAGGAAUUUAUGAAAAAGUACACUUAG